CAAAAAUGAAGAAAUUUAAUAAAAAAGAAAUGCAAAUUGGGGGCAAUUUGCAAAGGUAUAUCAAUCAAUCACAUUUUAAUAAUAUGACACAUAUAGGACACAAAAAGUAUCUAUAAAAACACUCACUCCCAUGCUUAGAAAUCACAAGACUCAUAAGAAAAAAAAAUAGAUUCUACCUAAUCUUUUUCUCAAGCAUGAAGGACACCAUAGUUCUUUACCCAGCUUUUGGAAGUGGACACUUAAUGUCCAUGGUUGAGUUAGGAAAACUUAUACUAACUCACAACCCUUCAUUUUCCAUAAAAAUUCUAAUCCUCACACCACCAAACAAAAAUAAUAUCAAUGAUUCCACAUGUCAAUACAUAUCCUCUAUCUCUUCAAAAUUUCCCACAAUCAAUUUCCACUAUAUACCUUCAAUUUCAUUCACUUUUACUCUCCCACCUCAUUUACAAACCCUUGAACUUUCCCCUCGUAGUAACCACCAUGUUCAACAUAUUAUUCAAUCAAUAGCCAAAACUUCAAAUCUCAAAGCUAUUAUCUUAGAUUUCCUCAACUAUAGUGCUACACAAGUUACCUACAAUCUUGAAAUCCCAACUUACUUUUACUAUACCUCAGGAGCUUCUCUUCUAUCACUUUUCCUUAACUUUCCAACUUUUCACAAAAACGCGACAAUAGCCGUUAAGGACUAUAGCAUCCACACACCUAUUGAACUUCCCGGGUUACCUAGGUUAUCAAAAGAUGAUUAUCCAGAUGAAGGAAAGGAUCCCGCGAGUCCAAGUUAUCAGGUUUUGCUUCAAUCGGCUAAAACUUUGAGGGAAAGUGAUGGGAUUAUUGUAAACACUUUUGAUGCUAUCGAAAGAAAAGCAAUUAAAGCUUUGAGAGAUGGGUUAUGUGUUCCCGAUGGAAUCACUCCUUCGAUAUUUUGCAUUGGACCUGUGGUUUCAGUUUCAGCCUCGUCCGAAAAAGAUGAAAAUGGUUGCCUAAGUUGGCUUGACUCGCAGCCAAGUCAAAGCGUCGUGUUUUUGAGUUUCGGAAGUAUGGGGAGAUUUUCUAAAGCUCAAUUGCAUGAGAUGGCUAUUGGAUUGGAGAAAAGUGAACAAAGAUUCUUGUGGGUUGUUAGAGGCGACUUGAAGUUAGAUGAUGUGAGUUUGGAGGAGUUGUUGCCAGAAGGGUUUUUAGAAAGGACAAAGCAGAAGGGACUUGUUGUGAGGAAUUGGGCUUCACAGGGUGCAAUACUAAGACAUGACUCGAUUGGUGGUUUUGUAACUCAUUGUGGAUGGAAUUCGGUGUUGGAAGCUGUAUGCGAAGGAGUUCCAAUGAUUACGUGGCCACUUUAUGCAGAGCAGAAGUUGAAUAGAGUGAUUUUAGUACAAGAAAAGAAAAUAGCAUUAGAAUUGAACGAGUCAAAAAAUGGAUUUGUGAGUGGGAUUGAAUUAGGGGAGCGAGUUAAGGAGUUAAUGGAAGGAGAAAAAGGGAAGGAGAUUAGAGAUACGAUUUUGAAGAUGAAAAAAAGUGCUAAAGAGGCAAGAGGAGGAGGUGGAUCUUCUCUUGUUGACUUGAAAAUGUUAGGAGAUUCAUGGAGGGAGCAUGCUUCAUGGAAUAGUUUAUCUCCAAAUUCCCCAUUUCUUUUUGCUUGAAAGUAUGGAACUACUACUAGUUAAAUGGAAUAAGCUUAGAAAAGUGAAUUUCUAAGCACAAAUUUAGUGUGUCAUUGAUUAUGUUGUUGAUAAUAUACGUAGUGAUUUUGAA
Molecule: messenger RNA, 1746 nt
Organism: Trifolium pratense (red clover)
Lineage: Eukaryota; Viridiplantae; Streptophyta; Magnoliopsida; Fabales; Fabaceae
Product: UDP-glycosyltransferase 1-like
Exons: 1
Coding region: 195-1634 (479 amino acids)
Molecular function (GO): UDP-glycosyltransferase activity
Source: RefSeq, a predicted model, not a curated record